AUGUCGGUCGGGCCGCUGCCAGACCACCCCGAUCGGCCAGGCAGCGGCGAGUGGCUCUCGGAGGGGUUUGAGCUUGUCACUGCCCACCCAACCCCGCGCCGGCCAAGGUUACGCCGCGCCUCGAGCGCCGUCAAGCGCGACGAGAGCCAAGACGGCCUGUUUGUGCGCUCGGCCAGCAAUGUGCGGGUGUGCUUGCGCGUCUACUCUGGCCCACCUUUGCAUGAAUUCCCAGUGUCCGUCAUACGGGCCUACGUCGUCAACAAGAUUACACGCGGGCGCAAGACGGCAGUCAUCGCGCGCAAGCUCGAGGUUCUGGAGCGCGAGUUCCCGCUCUACGCUGCAGCCUUCAACAUUGUGCGCUACUUUACAGCGCUGGGGCCGUCCAAGGCCCUUCCUAUCCCGUGGCCGCCGCCCGCCGCGCACCGGUUCGACCGUGUCGUCAUGAACGCUGCGACGCGCAUGAGCAGACAGAUCAAGGGGACCGAGCCGCCCCCUCCAUACACGCCGUUUGACGAGCGUGCGCCGCUGUUGUUCUAGGGAGGGUGGUGUAAAGGAUGUGGGCAGAUUGAGUGAUCCAGGGCGAGGCAAUGACGACUGUUGUAAAUGUGGCAG
Messenger RNA from Vanrija pseudolonga, 612 nucleotides. RefSeq lists its product as uncharacterized. The coding region runs from base 1 to 537 and encodes 178 amino acids. The record is from RefSeq and is a predicted model, not a curated record. Lineage: Eukaryota; Fungi; Basidiomycota; Tremellomycetes; Trichosporonales; Trichosporonaceae. The transcript has 3 exons.